CCCGAGUUACUCUCCCUUCCUUUCCAUACGGGUUUCAACAAAAUGGACGUUACAGUGAAAUGGAACAUUCAACUGUGAAGUGAUUUUCUCAUUUAUUCUUCUGUUCUCCAAUUCUUCUGGACCAUCGCGCUAUCAUCACAUCACCAGCCGACAAUGUACACACUUCUCUCUGGUUUUUGGAAGUAUCUGUUCCAAAAGGAAGAAUACUUUGUCUUAAUUCUUGGUUUGGAUAAUGCCGGAAAAACGACUUACCUUGAACAAACCAAGACGAAGUUUAAUCGGAAAUAUAAAGGGAUGAACCAAAGCAAAAUCACGACGACUGUCGGCCUAAACAUUGGAAAAAUCGACAUUGGAAGUGUGCGGCUAAAUUUCUGGGAUCUUGGCGGACAGGAAGAACUACAGUCAUUGUGGGACAAAUAUUAUGCCGAGUCACAUGCUAUCAUCUACAUUGUGGAUUCUUCAGAUACAGAAAGAUUAGAUGAAUCGAAAGAAGCCUUUGAUAAAAUGAUUUCCAAUGAGGCUCUUGUCACGGUGCCACUUCUGCUGUUGGCCAACAAGCAGGAUCUGCAAGGAUGUCUUCCAUUAAAUGAAGUGAAAAAAAUUUUCAGUUCCAAUCCAUCAUUAAUUGGUCCAAGAGAAUGUAAAGCCGAUGCUGUCUCUGCUCUAAGAGGAGAUGGUGUUCAUGAAGGAAUCGACUGGGUUGUAAAAGCUGUCCAACAGAACAAUGUGCGUCGACCUCCAACCCAAAAGGACAUCACCUGAGGGGACACUAAAAGCAAAAAAAAAAAUAACAACACUCUGUAAAAAUUAAAUUCAAACAUUCUUAACACCAUGACAAAACAGCCACUCAGAAUUACUCUGGCGAAUGGUCCGAUGAUAACCAGCAAAUAAAUAUCUUCGUUGUACAGGAAUUCGCAUGUCUGUAAAGGAUCAAGGAAAAUAAAAACAAUGUAAAAAAAAUGCCAAAACUAAGAAAAAAUGCAAAAACACAAAUACCAAACAAAAGUUGCAAUACAAAAAUGGAAUGUGUGUGUCACAAUUGAGGGUAUCGCAGUGUUUGUGGGUGGAAGUUAAAUCUUUAUUUAAAUUUUGUUGUCUUUUCCUUUUUGUUUAUAUUAAAUGCAGUUAUGGACACACAUACACACACACACACACACACACCAUUGUAUUUAUGUAUGCAGGAAGCUCAAGUGAAAGAAUGAAAGAAAUUAAAAUAAAGCAAGUCUUUGGUUCAUCUCUAACUCUUAUUGUCCCGUGGUUGAUAGAUACACUGAGUGGUGUCCAGCAGGACUUGAAACUUCAGUACUGUUCCAAUCAAUCAUUCUGUUACAUAUUGAUUUAUCAAUCAUGCUACUCAAUUCCAAUUACAUUGACUUAUGUCUUGUUUUUUUUUUUUGCAGAUAUUUAUAUUUUUCUCUUUUUGUUUUGUUGAUUUGUUUUCCUCUCUGUGUCUGCAUCUGCAUUUAGUAUAAAUGUAAAUCAAUUGUUUUGCUGGGAAAUUCUUGCUUAUUGGUAAAUAAAAAAAAAUUUAUUAAAUGAGAAAAAGUGGGGGACAUAGCUCAGAGGGUAAUUACUACUACUACUACUACUUCUACUGCUGCUGCUGCUGCUGCUACUACUACUAUUACUAUUUUUCCUACUACCUUUACUACAACUACUACUACUAUAAUUUCUACUACUAUUAUAACCUCUACUAUAACUACUACUACUACUAGUAUAACCUCUACUACUACUACUCUCUUUCUCCUCCACCUCCUCCUCCUCCUUCAGGAGUUUCACAUUACAUACUUCGACCAAAAGCGGAAGCCCCAGCUACAGCCUUUCUCCUCUGUGCUUCAUUCCACAUUCCUCUCACUUCAUUAAUAAUAAUAAUAAUAAUAAUAAUAAAUAAAAUAGUAAUUACUAUUAUUGUUUUCAGGCCUUGUGCCUAUAAUGGUAAGGAUUAUUAUUAUUAUUAUUAUUAAUUCUGUGAUUGGUUUUUAAAUAACAUAAUCAUUUUUCAGAUUUUUUGCGGGUGGAAAAUUUUUGUUUUCAAAUAGGCUUUUUUUUAAAAGAUUGUUUUCUGUUUUUGGGAGUUUUUUUUUUUUUGUGUGUUUGUUUUCAAGAUUUCCGUUUUUUUCUUUGAUUGUUAUUUUUUUUCUUUUGUCUAUUUAAAAUGCGGAAACAAAACUGUAUUGCAUUGGUUGGUUGGGGCAGGGUGCAUCAAUUCUACAAUAAAAGGUAAAAAAAAAAAUAUUAAAAAAAAAGAAACAAACAAAAAAUGUACCAAUUUGUCAUAAAAUAU
This is a messenger RNA of Octopus sinensis (East Asian common octopus), 2284 nucleotides long. Its product is annotated as ADP-ribosylation factor-related protein 1. Gene Ontology annotation, cellular component: Golgi apparatus. The coding region runs from base 154 to 762 and encodes 202 amino acids. Lineage: Eukaryota; Metazoa; Mollusca; Cephalopoda; Octopoda; Octopodidae. Gene Ontology annotation, molecular function: GTP binding; GTPase activity. Gene Ontology annotation, biological process: protein localization to organelle; Golgi to plasma membrane protein transport; intracellular protein transport. The transcript has 8 exons. The record is from RefSeq and is a predicted model, not a curated record.